UUUUUCCUCUCGAAAAAAUAACCACGUAGUGUCAUGGUCCACACCCUGCCGAUUCGCGAUUCAUACAAUGCUCCACGCAUAUCGGACACUGCGACCUCUCUGCUUUCCAGUCUUGUCGUGCCAUCCCGGCGUUGGAGCCUAACGUGCUCAGCAUGCCGCCGGCCGUGCGAACGAGGCUCGCCACCACCAUCUCCCUCCCCUCCGACUGCGUGCCGCUGCCGGCUCCGGGCCGCCGCGUGCCGCUCUCCUCCUUCGACGCGCACUGGGCGGCGCUCCCGCCCGUCUGCCACGUCUUCCUCUUCCCCGCACCGUCGCCACCUCGUCCUUCCCAGGACAUAGCGCGCGCGCUCAGGUCCUCGCUGGCGGCGGUCCUCCAGGCGUUCCACCCCCUUGCCGGCGAGGUCGCCUACUCGCCGGACUCGCGCACCGUGUCCAUCGUCCUCGGCGACGAUGCCCGCGUCGCGUUCGUCGAGGCCGAGACGGAUCUCGCGUUCGCGAGGCUCGUCGUGGAGGGUGCCGAGUACGAGCAGGACGUUGACGCACUCCGGCAGCUAGUGCCGGACAUCCGCCGGGACGAGCUACCAGCGCCGGUGAUGGCAGUGCAGGUGACGGAGUUCGUCGGCGGCGACGGGUGCGUGGCGGUGGGGCUGGCGGUGCAUCACGCUGCGGUGGACGGGCGUGGGUUGUGGCGGUUCAUAGAGAUGUGGGCUGCGGCGGCGGCGGCAGCAGCAGCGGGGGUUCACCAGGGCCGUGUUACCGGGAAUCCGGCACCGCCGCUUCAGGACCGCAGCCUGGUGAGCUUCGACGGCGACGAGGAGGUGGCCGGCGUGUUCUUGCGGCAGGUUACGCCGGACUUGCCCAGAGUUAGCCAUUUGCCCAAGGUGAGUUGCUGAAACUGCUUCGAUUUUCUGCAGUUCUAUAAAUUAAACAUACAUUAGCUCUAUUAUGCAUCAAUGAAAUAAGUAAAAAGAUAAAGUAUAUUCGUCGGUGAGUUGUGAUCUGUAGCUGCUUCCAAUCAAUGAGUUGUCUGUAGCUGCAUCCAAUCAAUGUCUUUCUUUCCUUUAAUGUUCAAUCUCAUACUGUAUUAAUUAGCAUUCAGUAUAUUCCCUCUUGGCUCCGAUGACUCUCUGUAUCAAAGGUAGGGGUGGGACUUCGGACAGAUUGAGGUCCCAUUUGAUUACAUUUGCUUAUUUUUAGCACCCGUCACAUGAAAUAUUUAGAUACUAAUUAGGAGUACUAAACGUAGACUAUUUACAAAACCUAUUACAUAAGUGGAGGCUAAAUAGCG
Setaria italica (foxtail millet) is the source of this 1288-nucleotide messenger RNA. RefSeq names its product phenolic glucoside malonyltransferase 2-like. The transcript is spliced from 2 exons. Lineage: Eukaryota; Viridiplantae; Streptophyta; Magnoliopsida; Poales; Poaceae. The record is from RefSeq and is a predicted model, not a curated record. Bases 153 to 893 code for a protein of 246 amino acids.